CUUUGGCCGGCUUCUCUUCAUUUUUGUUUUUGUCUUGUCAGUUUCGUUAACCAAAUCGCUCCCUGGAAAACCAGGAAAAGAAAAAAGAGGCCUCAUUAAGAAUUUGUCUUGUUUGUUCGCUAUUUUAAUUUCGUUUGAAUAAUGUCUUGUUUAUAUUUGGCUGAUUUUAGCAGGUUCGAGCUUAGAAUGGUGAUAGUGAUGUCCUCCGCGAUAGCUACACUGUCUUCUACGAAAAGCUAUUGUCUCUAAUUCCCUGUAAUCUUCAAAGAAGGUUGAGGCAUUUGGAAAGAUGGAUUUAGAACAAGAAGGAGCUAAGGAUUCAAAGAUGAAGGGCGUUGGAAGUCAGAGCAGCAAAGAUAUGAUAUUUAGAGCCGACAAGAUUGAUCUGAAAAGUUUGGAUGCUCAGUUAGAAAAGCACUUGAGCAAAGUCUGGUCAAGGAAAUCAGACCAGGAGAGGCCUAAAGAAGAGUGGGAGAUUGAUUUGGCCAAAUUGAAUAUUCGAUAUGCUUUUGCUCAUGGGGCUUAUGGUACUGUCUAUAGGGGUACCUAUGAUAACCAAGAAGUUGCAGUGAAAGUAUUGAACUGGGGUGAGGAUGGUGUCGCCACAGCGGCUGAAACUGCUGCUUUACGUGCAUCCUUUCAGCAGGAGGUUGCUGUAUGGCACAAACUUGACCAUCCAAAUGUCACCAAAUUUAUUGGUGCAUCUAUGGGAACUUCAAAUCUUAAGAUUCCGGCAAAUAGUUCUUCAACUAAUGGGGAAACUCCUCCAUCUAGAGCAUGUUGUGUUGUUGUUGAGUAUCUUCCUGGUGGGACAUUAAAACAAUUCUUAAUCAGAAAUAGGCGGAAGAAACUUGCUUUUAAGGUUGUGGUCCAGCUGGCUUUGGACCUCUCUAGAGGGCUUAGCUAUCUUCACUCCAAGAAGAUUGUACAUCGUGACGUCAAAACAGAAAAUAUGUUGCUAGAUGGGCAAGCACGUCUGAAAAUAGCUGAUUUUGGAGUCGCUCGUGUUGAAGCUAUGAAUCCGAGUGAUAUGACAGGCGAAACUGGAACCCUUGGUUACAUGGCACCUGAGGUUCUCGAGGGCAAGCCCUACAACCAUAGAUGUGAUGUCUACAGCUUUGGCAUUUGCUUAUGGGAGAUUUACUGCUGUGAUAUGCCCUAUCCAGAUCUUAGCUUUGCUGAUGUUUCAGCCGCAGUUGUUCGUCAGAAUCUGAGGCCAGAGAUUCCAAGAUGUUGUCCAAGCACAUUUGCAAGUAUAAUGAGGAAGUGCUGGGAUGGGAAUCCAAACAAGCGCCCAGAGAUGGAAGAGGUGGUGAGAAUGCUCGAAGCAGUUGAUACCAGCAAAGGAGGAGGCAUGAUACCUGAAGAUCAUACUCCUAACUGCUUCUGUUUUGCACCAGUUCGGGGUCCCUGACUGACUUUUUUUCCCCCACAAUUAACUUGGUUUUUUUUUUUUUUGCUCGAUUUCAUUUGAUUUUGAUUCGGAUUGGUGCCUAAAUUCCUCCUGCAUUAUAUACUUUUCUUUCUAAGACUAGUUAUGGCUGCCAAUUUUUAGCCUUCAUGUAUAGAUUUAUUUUUUUAUUUUUUUGGGACCGAACC
Neltuma alba is the source of this 1599-nucleotide messenger RNA. Its product is annotated as serine/threonine-protein kinase STY13. Lineage: Eukaryota; Viridiplantae; Streptophyta; Magnoliopsida; Fabales; Fabaceae. The transcript is spliced from 7 exons. Bases 290 to 1414 code for a protein of 374 amino acids. The record is from RefSeq and is a predicted model, not a curated record. Gene Ontology annotation, molecular function: protein serine/threonine kinase activity; ATP binding. Gene Ontology annotation, cellular component: plasma membrane. Gene Ontology annotation, biological process: protein phosphorylation.